AUGUCGGUGUGUUUAGCUGUGACCAAGAGCAUCGCUGUUUCCUCGCUCGGCAUCUACGCCGGUAUGCUGACGACCACCACGCUGGUCUCCUACAUCACGCCUCUUAAGGUAAUCACCCAGCAUCUAAGUCCCGUCAUUUGCAAGCUGGGCGAGGUCGCCUCCGUCCUGGCCACCUUGUCGACCGGUUUUUUCGCCGCCAGCUACUUUGGCGCCCCUCCACAUCUCAGACACCCCUAUCUCCUAUACGGCGCCCUGGUCGCUCCGGUCUCCGCGCUCUACCUGUGGGCGAUCUCGCGCUGCAACCACAAAUACUACAGCAAGAGGGGCUGCCGCCGCGGCGGCGACGCGGAGGACGCGUCCUCCGCGCCACAGCUCAACGACUCCGUCGUCGACUUGGGCAAGGACGCACCUGCGGGCCAUCCCGCCAUCUCGGAAAACAGCUCCGCCAAGUGCCCAUUCGCUCCGGCCUCCAAGGAGUGCCACUGCCACAGACCGCCAAGAUGCCAAGCCAAGAUUGUUGCCCACUUGACUCUGAUCUCCGCAGCGACUGUCGCAGGCUUCGUUGCCUCCGUUGUUGGUGUCUACGGCGAAGGCCAGUUUGCCUAA
Molecule: messenger RNA, 606 nt
Organism: Torulaspora globosa
Lineage: Eukaryota; Fungi; Ascomycota; Saccharomycetes; Saccharomycetales; Saccharomycetaceae
Exons: 1
Coding region: 1-606 (201 amino acids)
Biological process (GO): autophagy of mitochondrion
Cellular component (GO): mitochondrion
Source: RefSeq, a predicted model, not a curated record